AUGGGAAAGGAAAACACUUCCCCAGAUUUGGGGGCCCAACCUGUGUUCAACAUACCUAAAGACUUGACUAAAGUUGCUCCUGAAGAUAUUCCAGCAUUGAAAUAUUUGAUGGCUGUUCAGAGUGCUCAAAAGAAUAUUUCUUCAUCAUCCCAUACCGUAGAUAUAGGUAAACAUAAUCAAGUAGGAAGUCAAGUAAGAACUGAAGUCAAAGGAUACAGCGAACCAAAGAUUAAAACUGACUUCAAAUAUUGGCAGUUGAAGUUGUAUGAAGAUUUCAUGAAAUUGAAAGAUGAACUUUACGAACUUUAUAUUUACAAAGAUUUACCUGUAUCGACCUCCACUAAGAAUUGGGUCAAACCGGUAGGCACCGCUGCAUGGAAGAAGUUCAUACAUACCAACCCUCCUUCAACUAUGGAGGUCAUAUUCAAAAGAUUAGAUCAACCCCAGGUUCUUUCAUUACUUGUCCUUUCGAGAAAAAUGUUGAAUUCCAAGUCAAAUACCAACCUAUGUAAAUGGAUAUAUGUGUUGUGUCUUCGGUUGAAUGAUCAAUUGGACUCAAGUGAUAUAUCUGUUGUAAGAUUAUUAGCCCAGCGAUGUUUAAGGAUACUUCAACAACAACAAGAUAAUGAAAACUGGGAAUUAAAUUCUGAUGUUGAGUUCGCUUGUCAUUUCGUUAUUCUUAUAGUCAAUAAGCAUUUUGGCCAAAGAGAUAUCUACUGGGAUACGGAUUGA
Messenger RNA from Yamadazyma jaroonii, 732 nucleotides. The record is from the annotation of a GenBank genome assembly. NCBI's taxonomy places the organism in Eukaryota, Fungi, Ascomycota, Pichiomycetes, Serinales, Debaryomycetaceae.